UAUCAGAUACUUUAGCGUUAGUUUCCAAUGCGUUUAAACGCGUUAAAUUUUUAAAUUUGAAAAAAUUAAAAAUUAAAUUCAGAAUCGAGCUAACAUGUACAGAGAGUCUUCAUGCUCUCGCACGGCCUAUCUUAAAGUCAAGGUUCACAAGUUAAGGAAGAUUUUUUGUCUUUUACGUUUUUCAUAAUGGAAUUAGAAUAUAGCCUUGAAUUUAACUGUAAAAAACGACGACAUAUAUAUAUAUGUGCAGAGAACUAGUUUUAUUAUUAAUGCCCAAAAAAAAGAAAAUGUACAAUUACAACAGAAGAAAAAACAGAAGAACGUUAAAUUAAGUUACGUUGUUUUAUCACAUACUACUGAAUUACUCACUCACUUACUAUUUAUAACGUACUUAUCGAGUUCGCGUUGAUAUUAUUGACAAUGUGUACAAUCCAAAUAAAUAGAUGUAGAGACGAGCAGAUAAAUGUUUUUUUUCCUUUGCUCGAGUCGAGAAAUAAAUAAUGAUGAAAAAAAACUACAACCUAGUAGGCAAAAAGAAGUGUUAGAGUUUCGAAAAUCAAAAAUCUUGAUGAAUGAAAAAAAAGAAGAUAUGCUUGCAUUUAAACUAAAUUUGAAGUUAAAUGUUAGAAUACUACACGAGUUGAGAUAUGCAAUCUGCACCCGAUUUGAAUUGGUUUAGCAAAAUUUAACCCGAAUUUAUCAAAAUUUAGAAGAAAAAUUCCAUUGCUCUUUUGAGAAAGUACUAUUUGUUGUAUUGUGCAGAAAAAACGAUGAAAUGAGCAAGGGUAGUUCACAUGGUCAGCAUGAAAAGCUUAUCAAGGAAUCUUCAUCGUUCGACAUUGGAUACUUCAGAACCAUUCAACCCGAUUACUUGAGUUUCUUUUCUCGAAUCCAUCCGAUCUCAGGAUCGAAUGUCAUAUCUCAAACGUACGUCGUCCUUUGAAAUAUUUGUACCGUCUAAAAUUAUGUGUAUUAACAUCUUUCAAUCACCCAAAAGAACGGUUCUAUAAGAAGUUUUAGUCAGAAACUAGUGUCGUGGAUCAGUUUUUCAUGGAUCCUCCCUCAUUCACGAAAUUUCUGGUUAGGAAAGACUAAAUAUUGAUUUCAAUACUUUGGUCCAUUUUAUCAAAAAGCAAAUGUUGUUUAUCAUUUGGAUUCUGGUUUUAAUAAGCACCUUUCUCCCUUUGACAAAGCCAUAACUGGAAAAUUAUAAUUUCAGUUGCACACGCUUCUAUAUACAGCCAAAUGCCCACUUCAAAUGAGAUUCAAUUCAACAUUUAUCACGAUCCCCGUAAAUGGGAAGCAAAUUACCACAUUAUUGAAUACUGUGGCAACAAAUUCCAUCGUCAGUCGAUCAACAUUAUUACAACUUUCUCGUGCAUCAAUUCAAAGAAAUAGUUAUCGAUGUCAGUUAGCCAACAACACAAAUAUGCAUUUCAUUGGUGAGGUGGCAUCAACAGUUAAAAUUCAACAGAUAACCGUUGUUAUUAGCACUCGACGUGGUACAGCAGCAGUGCCAAUUGGCACUGCUGCUGUAUCUUUAUCAGUUGGCACUGCCAACUGAUAAAGAUGUUGAAAAAAUAGCAUUUGAUGUUAAAUUAGUUUAUUCAGUUACGGUGGGUCCACUCCAAGAAUGUGAUAUUGAUGUAAAAGCACCAUUUUCAACCGCGGACCCAGUUAUAUUUUAUCCGAAACAACAGUUACAACAAAACAAACUUGUAUUAGUGCCUCAUGCUUUAUUAAAUAUUAGACAUUACAAAUCCACAUUAACGAUGAUUAAUUCAAGUAAUUAUCCAACAGUUGUUUCGAGAAAUACAAGAUUAGGUGUUAUUACGUAUGCAAAUCCAAAUAUUCAAUGUUUUGUAUUAGCUCCAAAACCAUCAUUCAAUAGUCAACAGCCAUCUAACGCUCAACAAUUGUCAUCCAAUGUUCAAACGAUCUUUAAACGUCAAAUGACACGGACCUCACUAUUAAGAAUUUAA
Didymodactylos carnosus is the source of this 1982-nucleotide messenger RNA. The record is from the annotation of a GenBank genome assembly. NCBI's taxonomy places the organism in Eukaryota, Metazoa, Rotifera, Eurotatoria, Philodinida, Philodinidae.